AUGGAGACGCCCUACACCGACCACUUGAGCCCGGAGGACUUCGAGCACGUUUACGAGCCAGCGGAGGACUCGUUCCUGCUGUUGGACGCCCUGGAAAAGGAUCUGGAGUACCUGGACCGGCUGCAGCCGCGUCUCUGCGUGGAACUGGGCUCCGGAUCGGGAGUGAUCAUUACGGCGCUGGCCAAGAAACUGGCUGGCUUUUCGCUGUGCCUAGCCACGGAUAUCAAUCCCAAAGCCUGCAAUGCCACCCGGAGAACUGCGACUCGGAAUGGCGCUCGCUUGGAUAGCAUUCGCUGCAGCCUAGCGGAUGCACUGCGCCCGCGAUCCGUGGACGUGCUGCUCUUCAACCCGCCCUAUGUGGUCACCAGUGACGAGGAGCUGCAGACGCAACAGUUCGAUUCGCACAGCGAAUCCUCAACGGAUCGCAAUCUGGUAUUCUCCUGGGCUGGUGGACAGGACGGGCGGCGCGUCACGGACAUUCUACUCAAGCAACUGGAUGACAUUCUUUCGCCUCGAGGCGUGCUCUACCUACUGCUGCUGCGGGAGAACAAGCCGGAGGAAAUUAUCAAAUACUUAGAGGGCCUCCAGUUCCGGGCUGUUAAGUUCAUGGAGCGACGCAUUCCUGGCGAGCAUCUGUGCAUACUGAAGGUCACCAGGUGCUCGGCAUCAUCAUGACUCGUGCAAUAGCAUCAUAUUAAAGUUGUAUUUUAAUUAACAGGUACAUUUUUAGGCGUUUAUUCUUAAAUUUGAUACUAAAUAAUAUGGAAAUAAUUUUAAUAAAAGUUGAAAUAAAUCAAAUAAAUGGUUUAUGAAGCUAGUGAUUAGUACUUCUUGAUAUUAGCUUAAAAGCUCUUAAGCUUUUAGAAGUUGAAGUUUUGGCGCUUAAAUUUGAAUCGCAAUAUAAAAGUAGUUCAACUUAAUUUUUCCAACGAAGAGACUGGAAUUUCCUCAUUCCUUUUUUUAAUAGGCAUGUGCUAAGCUAAUCGAUUUUCAAUCCCAAAAAGGUACGUAAUCAAAGGAAGUUUCCAAUUGAAUUUUUCCAUCAUCCCUUAGUAUAUGAUUUCUUUCAUAGGGAGGAUUGUGGGAACCAGCUUGUCAACCCCCGAAUGCAAACAGGCCGGGAUAUGGAAGGGAUGGAUCGGAGUAAUGUAGGGGCGGCCAAUCUAUGAGUUAUGUACCUACAUACAUGCUCCUGGAUAAGAACUACUACCCCUGGAACACGGAAGCGAGGUGAUUGCCCCACCCAAAAUGGCCAGAAGCAAUUGAAACAAACUUUUAUUGGCAUCGAACAGAUGCCAAAUGGGUGGUAUGUACGUACGGUUUUCGCUUUUACGUAAUUACAAUAAUUUAUUUCAUCGUUCAAAAUUGUUUCAUAUUCUCGUUUUCGAUUCAUGGUUCUAUCUUUCUGCCCGUUCGCGCUACUAGAUGUAAUUCUCGCACUGAGCAGAUACAUGAGUAAUUGGUAUUUACAAAAAUGCAUAGUUCUUUAACAUUGUCUGUGGUAUCGCUAUUGUUUAUCAGUAUCAAAUCGGCUGAUUUAUCUUGGGCAUAUUGGUUUAAUUGCACUCAAUUAUUCAGUUGCUGGUUGGCAUUACCAGCUUUAAGCCUCUUGGAGUUUGGAUCUGGGUCAGUGGGUGGAUUGUGUGUGUAUGUGGCUGUCUUUCCGGGACAAAUCGGUUAGAUUCGAGGAUAAUGGUGGUCGGGUGGAUUCGGUGUCGAGUGCCGCGAUUGACCAGCUGGGCACGAUUCGUUUUGAAAUAUCAGUCGUUAUAUGUUUAUAUUGAGAACUCGUCGUACGGGGUGUUGUGUGUAUAAAUAGUUUGGAUGCCCUUACUAAUAGAUACAUGUAACAUUAAAAGUUUAUUUCUUGCUCGUUAUUCGAUUCUCGAGUUGGUUUUUACAAUUUACAAAUGAAUUAGGCUUAUCAACGACUCGCUCGCACAACUUAUCAACAGAAUAAUAAACCCCUCGCUUUAAUACUGACAUAAGUACUUAAGAUUAGUCAUAGUUUAUAGUUAAAUGCUGAAACGAAACAGAAGGUUAGAACUCAAACUUCCCGAUGUUUUCCUUUCGUUUUUUCUUUUAAUUUGCCCCAAAAGCGAAGACCAAGUAGUCCCAGUGCCUUGGGUUUGGGAAAUUCGGGUGACUGUGGCCACAGUGGGCGCGAAAUUUUUGAAACCAUAGCUAAAACUUGAGUGUCAUUGAAUGCUCGUCGAGUAUGGGGUUUCAAUGAUUUUUGCGAUUUAUUUAAAUACAAUUUUUAUGUUUUAUUUGUUUUGUAUUUAAUUGCAUUUGCUGUUUUCUUUUCAUGUUCAUUUUCAAAUGUUCACUUUUGUAUUUUUGCUUCUUUCGAUCAUUCAUUCACAAAUGUAACGUCUAAUUUAAUAAUGAAUUUGAAUAUCGUGUGUGUGUGUGUGAGUUUCGUGUAUCUGUGUUUAAUUCACGGGCUUCGUUAACGCUACAUUUGAAAUCUUUGUAUAUCUUGGUUUACGCAUCAACUGGGCGUUUAAAUUAGGACUUAUAAGAUAAAGGAAAGAAAGAUUUUGGUUUUUUUUGUUCUUGUAUAUAGUGGGGAUGUUUACUUUUUGUUGGAUUCCGUAUAGGUUGCGUUUAUACGAAAAUGCCUUCAAUUACAAUUUUUGUUUGUUUUGUAGUUUUUUAUAAAAAAAGUACACAUAAAAUACAAUUAAAAUAAGGUAAGAAAUAAAAAAUUAUUUCUUAAACAUAAAAAUUAUAUACUUUUGCGAUUUUUUUGUGGUUUUUUCUCCUCCUCCUCAUUUUCUCCUUGUUGUGGUUUAUUUUCUGCUUCUUGGUUUAUUAUUAUAUUUUUUUGUUUUGUUUUUGCUUGUAACUUUUAU
Messenger RNA from Drosophila simulans, 2858 nucleotides. It is a transcript of the gene HemK2, whose product is annotated as methyltransferase N6AMT1. The transcript has a single exon. NCBI's taxonomy places the organism in Eukaryota, Metazoa, Arthropoda, Insecta, Diptera, Drosophilidae. Gene Ontology annotation, molecular function: S-adenosylmethionine-dependent methyltransferase activity; protein methyltransferase activity; nucleic acid binding. Gene Ontology annotation, biological process: methylation. The record is from RefSeq and is a predicted model, not a curated record. Bases 1 to 675 code for a protein of 224 amino acids. Gene Ontology annotation, cellular component: eRF1 methyltransferase complex.